CCCAACAAGAAGCAGCGACCGCUCCCCUCCUCCAACUCCAACAUUCGCCGCCGCCGCCACCGCCGCCUCGUCGCCGUUGUCCUCCCUUGGCAACCCCCAAACCGUAGGCUAAGCCCUUUUUAGAGCUUUCACCCACCUUCGACGGCACAGCCAUGAACUCCGGCGCGACUGCCGCCGUGGCGCAGAACCGACGCACGCGCAGCCGUCCGCCGUCGGCGGCCUCCUCCCGCAAGUCGGAUGAUCCCUCCGCCGCUUCCGCCAACGGAAACGGGAAGGCCCCCUCCAAGCCCGCCUCUCCCAACCACGUCGCAGGGGAGAGGACGGUCAAGAAGCUGCGGCUGUCGAAGGCGCUGACGAUCCCGGAGGGGACGACGGUGUCAGAGGCGUGCCGGCGGAUGGCGGCCAGGCGGGUCGACGCCGUGCUGCUCACCGACGUCAACGGCCUCCUCUCCGGCAUUGUCACCGACAAGGACAUAGCCACAAGGGUUAUUGCCGAGGGGCUGCGGGUUGAGCAAACAAUCAUAUCCAAGAUCAUGACACGCAGCCCUCAUUAUGUCACAGCUGACACACUUGCUAUCGAGGCACUACAGAAAAUGGUCCAAGGGAAAUUUAGACACCUUCCUGUGGUUGAUAAUGGUGAGGUUACUGCCAUGCUGGACAUUGCAAAAUGCCUCUAUGAUGCAAUAUCAAGACUGGAGAAGGCAGCAGAACAAGGAAAUGCACUUGCAGCUGCUGUAGAAGGGGUUGAACGCCAAUUAGGUAGCAACUUCUCAGCUCCUUCCACUUUAAUAGAAACUAUAAGAGAACGGAUGUUUAAACCUUCUUUGUCAACCAUUAUCACGGAAAGCACAAAAGUAGCGAUUGUUUCUCCUUCAGAUCCUGUUUAUGUAGCAGCCCAAAAAAUGCGUGAACUACGCGUUAAUUCAGUGGUUAUAACUACCGGAAAUUUGCUGCAAGGGAUCUUUACCUCAAAGGAUGUGCUUAUGCGUGUUGUGGCACAAAAUAUUUCUCCCGAAUUAACUCUAGUAGAAAAGGUAAUGACUGCACACCCUGAUUGUGCUACAUUGGACACGUCAAUUCUGGACGCAUUACAUAUAAUGCAUGAUGGCAAAUUCUUGCAUAUUCCUGUUGUUGAUGGAGAUGGUAGAGUUGUUGCUUGUUUGGAUGUUCUGCAACUUACCCAGGCAGCCAUUUCUAUGGCUGAAGGAGGUUCUGGAGCUGCAAAUGAUGUAGCAAACACAAUGAUGCAGAAGUUCUGGGACUCUGCUCUUGCUUUGGAGCCAGAUGAGGAAUUUGAUAGCCAGAGUGAAAUAUCCUUAGUGAUGCCGUCAGAGGUCGGAGAUGGCAGGAGUAGCAUUUAUCCUGCUGUUGUUGGCAAUUCUUUUGCCUUCAAGCUUCAGGACAAGAAGGGACGUAUGCAUAGAUUUACAUGCGGUUCUGAGAGUUUAGACGAGCUUAUGUCUUCUAUAACACAAAGAUUAGGCGCUGGUGGUGAAAAGGGCCCAAUUCAACUUUUGUAUGACGAUGAUGAAGGCGAUAGGGUUCUGCUUACUACAGAUUCUGAUCUUGCUGGUGCUGUUCUCAAUGCCAAAUCAUCCGGAUUGAAGGUCCUGAGGUUGCACAUUGACGACUCGGAUUCCAGUUCUGAAGUUAAAAAGCAAUUGCCGGAGCUGGUGCCUCCCCAAAAAAGUCAGUUGACGCCUGCUCAUUACGGGCUAAUGGCCGGCGCUAUUGCCCUGACAGGCGUCGUGCUCGUGGUUUACUUGAAGCGCUCAAAAGUGUGAGUUCUGGGAGGCACACUUAACUCCAAUCCUUACCUCUGUGACUAACGUCUCUCAGAAGACUCGAACGCCUCGGAGCUUCAGCUGGCCAAGGAUGAAGAACUGAACCCCCUCACAAAAGACAAAGAAAAAGAAAAAGGAAAAGAAUGAAGAACUGAAGAUCAUGGGCUAUACACCAGAUGCACCGAAGUCCAGAAAGUAAUCAUCUGACCAUCUCAAUUUUUUGCAUAAAUGAGUUUAGUUAUACCGGGAAGGAAGCACGAAACUAUUGAGUUUAGUUAUACAGGGAAGGAAGCACGGAACUAUGAUAUACAUUUUCAGUUCAUUUUAGUUCCAUGAAUGGGGUGAAACAUGUUCUCUACCACAAAUCCGGUGAGGGGUUAUUUCCCAAACAAUCACUGGAUCUGACGUACUGUUUACAUAUUUUCUGAGAUGAGGUGGAUAUAUUUAUGUCCAGUGUGGCUGAUUACUGAGUAUGGUCUUAUACAUGUUCAACAAGUUAGGUCGUGGGAGGCAACCAUUGUCAGAUUGUGGAGGAUGACCGGGAUGGUAUACAUAAUGUGUAAUGUUGGGUAUUACGUAUACCAUUGUGCUUAUCCUCCACAAUUUAUUGUGCAAGAUCACACAAGAAGGUCAUCACCUCCCACAGUGUCUCAGGAUCUCCACGAACAAUAGCUCAAAGAGCUCAGAGAUAAUCUUCACAAUAUCCACCCAUUGAGGAAAUAUAUCUUUGACAAGGUAUUACCCUAUUGUAUAAUUGUGUCCAUUAAUGGUGUAGUCGCACUCUGGAGCAUGCCCAUCAGUCUUUUAAGCAGUGGAGAUUGUGGAAGCAUAUUGACGUCGUUUUGAGAUCAUUGCAUGUCAAAUCCACAAGUUAUGUAAUGCCACAACUUUCAGUAUGAUAGUUGGUCCUUUGGUAUGACCUUUGUAUUGCCCGUGCAAUCCUAACAGGCAAUUCUUUCAUUGUCAAUGCAUGUAAUUGACGGAACCUAGCAUACCGGAAAAGCCUGUUGCUUCUCCAAGUGCCAAAGUCUUGGUUGUGUGCUCAA
This is a messenger RNA of Triticum dicoccoides, 2830 nucleotides long. RefSeq names its product CBS domain-containing protein CBSCBSPB3-like. NCBI's taxonomy places the organism in Eukaryota, Viridiplantae, Streptophyta, Magnoliopsida, Poales, Poaceae. The transcript is spliced from 14 exons. Bases 153 to 1784 code for a protein of 543 amino acids. The record is from RefSeq and is a predicted model, not a curated record. Gene Ontology annotation, molecular function: protein binding.